AUGUCAAGACAGCACUCAGAAUAUUCUAGCAGUCUAGAACACCUCAUACAUUCCGACACUCACAAACUGCAGAACAACACCAAUGAAAAGGUUAAGGAGACCAGGAGCAGGCCGCGCUCCAUCUCUAGUGGAAGAGUGUCCGUCCCAGACGCUGCUGCCCCUAAGCCGUCCUCUGAGACCCGCACAGGGAGGACUUUGUGGAUCUCCCGACUGUGCAGAAGACCACAGAAGAAAGAAAGUCUAAAAGGAGGAAAGAGUGAACCGCAGCAGAGCCAAGCCCCCUCCUUAGCAUCGUCAACAGGAGGGAAUAACUGCUGCAUCUUCUCCUGCUUCAGAAGAAAUUGUCGAGUCGCACCAUGUAAAGGGAGAGAGCAGAGGACCCCUAACACACCUCACAGAAGCCCAGCCAAAGAAACUCUCUAUGAGGUCACUGAGGUGCAGAGGUUCAAUCCCUGCAGUGAGGACGAGGAAGAAGAUCUGGAGCAGGAAGCAGAGGAGAAAAAAGAGGAAGAGAGGAGGAAGAAGGAUGAGCUUUAUCCUCUGCAGAACAACACCAAUGAAAAGGUUAAGGAGACCAGGAGCAGGCCACGCUCCAUCUCUAGUGGAAGAGUGUCCGUCCCAGACGCUGCUGCCCCUAAGCCGUCCUCUGAGACCCGCACAGGGAGGACUUUGUGGAUCUCCCGACUGUUCAGAAGACCACAGAAGAAAGAAAGUCUAAAAGGAGGAAAGAGUGAACCGCAGCAGAGCCAAGCCCCCUCCUUGGCAUCGUCAACAGGAGGGAAUAACUGCUGCAUCUUCUCCUGCUUCAGAAGAAAGUGUCGAGUCGCACCAUGUAAAGGGAGAGAGCAGAGGACUCCUAACACACCUCACAGAAGCCCAGCCAAAGAAACUCUCUAUGAGGUCACUGAGGUGCAGAAGUUCAAUCCCUGCAGUGAGGACGAGGAAGAAGAUCUGGAGCAGGAAGCAGAGGAGAAGAAGGAAGAAGAGAGGAAGAAGGAAGAACAGAGGAAGAAGGAAGAAGAGAGGAAAAAGGAGGAGGAGCAGAACAACAAGUUGGAAAAGGUGAAGAAGGAGGCACAGACGAAGAAGGGGGAAGAAAAGAAGAAAGAGGAGGAGCAGAAGAACAAGUUGGAAGAGAGGAAGAAGGAAGAAGAGAGGAGGAAGAAGGAUGAGCUUUCUGUGAUCGGGGGGAAGAAAGGAAGAAUAAUCAAGCUUCCCACAAUCAAGGAGAAGGAGGAUGAAAGUACGGUGAAGAUCCAGGACUCGUCCUCCAUCAGGAAAAUAGAGCCUCAAGUCCCAAUCAAAGCGGUGAAGAAGGCGGUCCGCUUUGAGAGCCGCGCACCUCCGCAGGCCUGGCUUGGGUUUCCGAACCCGGGCAAUCUGUGCUACAUGAACUCCAGCUUGCAGGGCCUCCUCGCGCUGAAGGACUUCAUCAGAGACAUCAGCAGACAGGAGGACGUGUGGAGUUACCUACCAGAGGCUGAAAUCAUCAAAAGAUUCAUAGACAUCGUGAGGUGUCACGGCUCUGCUGACCCCAUCUACAAAGUCCAGGCCCUCCUCAAGUUUAAGAAAGCCCUCUCGAUCGGGGCUCCUGAAUUUACAAAUAACAACCAGAAAGACGCUCACGAAUUCCUCACCACCAUCCUGGACCAGAUGAGGAGUGUGGCCCCGCUGCUGCAGGAUAUCGCUGCCAUCCUGGGGAGGAGCUACAGAUGCCCCGUAGAGGAACACAUGGUGUUCAGGAUUCAGAACACCAGGACCUGCAGGAGCUGUGGAGCCGGGUCAACACGGGAGGAAGUCUACACCAACCUGUCACUCAAACUGCUGCCUGGAGCCUCAGUGGAGGAAAUGCUCCAGGUCUACCUCAUGGAGACGGAGCUGGACUUCAGGUGUGACUGCGGGUCCAACAGGUCGGUCCAGCAGCCCGCCUUCAGGACCCUGCCAAAAGUUCUGAUGCUGCAUGUGAGGCGGAUCUGUUUCACUCCCAGCAUGCAGCUGGUGAAGCUGAGUGACCCGGUCACAGUCUACAAGGAGCUGAUGGUGACCUCCAGCGAGGAUUUUGGGUGGUACAGCCUGGUGGGCAUCAUCAACCACUUUGGAAACCAUGCCGACAGUGGACACUACAUCAGCGACGUUCUCCAUCCCGAGGCAGGGCUGGAUGACCCCUCUGACAGAUGGCUGACCUUCAACGAUGGAGAAGUCUUUAGCAACACCGGGGACGCUGUGUGUCAGCAGAGGAGAGAGACUGCCUUCAUCCUCCUCUACCAGAGAAGACAGUUGUAGGGGGUCGGCGGGGGUAGGCAGCGGGCCAGAGAGGAGCCCAGGGGAGCGGCUACGGGGGGGCCAAAGAGAUGUGGAGCAAACACUCCCUGCAGCGGGCUGACGCCGAGCAGCGACGGGGGACCACACGGGUGAGUAUGUGUAUUCCUCCCUGUUCCUGAAGGUGGUGAAGCUGGAGACGGAGGACCAGCAGAUGAUUAGGCCUGGAACAGAGAGAGGACCCCCCCCCCCCCCCCCCCUCUCCACCGGCCCUCAGGAGGAGGGGCUUCUCCCAGAGAGCCUGGUUCCUCCCGAGGUUUCUUCCUGUAAAAGGGAGUUUUUCCUCGCCGCCGUCGCCUGUGAAUCUUAACCAGGCCCGAUUAGAACUCAUCUCCUGCUCCUCAGUCUGAUCCGGCAGCGGAUGGAGUUAGUAUUUUAACAUCAUAUUUGGAGAUGAGUGGGCCUUUGGUAACAUGGCUUGCUCUCUGGGAAUAAUAAUAGUAAUCAAUCAGCUUUAUUGAAGAGACUCAGGGUCCAUUUAAAAACGUACAACACUCAAAUAUAAAUUUAAAAAAGGCAGUUAUACCAAUGUCUCCUCAGAGGGGACAUCGUACAUCACUGACACAAGGAUUUGACAGCAGCAUAACGACAAAAUUAUGAGAAUUAUUCAAUCGGCAGAGAUAUUUGUACUUCAGAUUUCUCAAGAUUGCUUGGGACGUGUUGACUCGCGCAUUACAAAACAUUUCACUUGCACUGCAUCACCUUGGUGUUCCAAGCAGUAUACGCAAACAAUCAUUAUAAGCUACCUGGAGCUUCCUGAGGCUCGCCUUCUUAAACGUGACCCACAAGGGGGCAGUAUAACAAGGACAACAAUAAUCUCUAAAGUUCACUUUAACCUUAUCUGAAAACCAAUGCCGCUUUUCCACUAACCCGGAGCCGGAGAUGGAGCCGGAGCUGGAGCCGAUAAAGAUCUGGUUUUUCGGUUUUCCAC
This is a messenger RNA of Eleginops maclovinus (Patagonian blennie), 3250 nucleotides long. Its product is annotated as ubiquitin carboxyl-terminal hydrolase 37-like. The transcript has 23 exons. Gene Ontology annotation, biological process: protein deubiquitination. The record is from RefSeq and is a predicted model, not a curated record. The coding region runs from base 1 to 2283 and encodes 760 amino acids. Gene Ontology annotation, molecular function: cysteine-type deubiquitinase activity. Lineage: Eukaryota; Metazoa; Chordata; Actinopteri; Perciformes; Eleginopidae.